Messenger RNA from Clunio marinus, 494 nucleotides. The record is from the annotation of a GenBank genome assembly. Lineage: Eukaryota; Metazoa; Arthropoda; Insecta; Diptera; Chironomidae.
UAUUCUCAAAGGCUCUUUUAAUUUUUCAUUUAAAUCAUGGCUGAACUAUACGAUGGAAAAUUUAAAUUAAAAUAUAACAAAGACAUUUUGGAAAUGGGGAAAAAAAUGUCUACCAAGCUUCUAUUUCGUUUCAGAGAAGAAAAGCUUGAACGCUAUUUCUUAUUCGAACAAUUUAAAUGAGAGCUUUCCAGAUACAUCAAAUUUAUCUUUAUAUCUGAAUGAAUUUAGCACCUAAUGCUGAAAAAUUUAAUAAAAUGCGCUGUUUUUCUCCUAUGGUUAAUGCUAAUGUGAAGUCGCCCUGCUUGAGUCCCAUUAGAAAGACUAAGGAUUCACAUCAUGGAACCUUUCUAAAGCGUCGUGAAAUGAAAGAAAGGAGUUGUUCGGAAUCAGAACGUCCCAAGAAGCAUCGUUCUUCACGCACGUGUUUUGAUUUAACUGUUUCAAGCGAAGAUACCUAGUUGUGACGAUUUGAAUGAAAAAAUUUCUCUUAAGUU